Messenger RNA from Vitis riparia (riverbank grape), 1818 nucleotides. RefSeq names its product inactive beta-amylase 4, chloroplastic. The transcript has 10 exons. The record is from RefSeq and is a predicted model, not a curated record. Gene Ontology annotation, biological process: polysaccharide catabolic process. Lineage: Eukaryota; Viridiplantae; Streptophyta; Magnoliopsida; Vitales; Vitaceae. The coding region runs from base 99 to 1667 and encodes 522 amino acids. Gene Ontology annotation, molecular function: beta-amylase activity.
AGGGCAAAAAAAAAAUCAAAUAAGAAAGAUGCAUGAACGAGACAUGGAGGAAAAUUCAGUCAAGUUAGCUCCUCUCUGCGGGGAGAUCGAAGAGUAGAAUGGCUGAAAAUGGAGGAGUCGCUUGCAAGUGUACGGAGCGAGGAAUCUAUGGUUUCAGAGGAGCGCGUUUCGAUAAGAGAUCACGAAUCCGAAAAAAUCUCCGAAACGUUUCGAUGAUUCCUCUCUUCAAACACAAUGGCCUCUUCAUUUGGCGAUCCAUCGCCGCCAACAACUGCAUUUUCAGCAUGGAUGCCCGGGAGAAAUCAAGAUCCACAACAUUGGAAACACCAGGACAUAAGAGGGUACCCAUCUUUGUGAUGAUGCCUGUUGACUCAUUUGGCAUCGACACUUCUGGGGCCCCCAGGAUUAGAAGAAUCAAGGCCUUAACCAUGUCACUAAAAGCACUCAAGUUGGCAGGUGUCCAUGGCAUUGCAGUUGAGGUUUGGUGGGGCAUUGUAGAGCGUUUUUCUCCUUUUGUAUAUAAUUGGUCUCUCUAUGAAGAGCUUUUCAAAUUGAUAUCUGAGUCAGGGUUGAAGUUGCAUGUUGCCUUAUCUUUCCACUCAAACAUGCACUCCUCGUCCAGAGUGAAAGGGGGUGUCAGUCUUCCUCUAUGGAUUGUAGAGAUUGGAGAUCUCAAUAAGGAUAUUUAUUAUCGAGACCAAAAUGGUUUUUCCAAUGAUGAUUAUCUUACACUAGGGGUGGAUGAACUUCCUUUGUUUUGUGGCCGGACUGCUCUCCAAUGUUAUGAAGACUUCAUGUUCAGUUUUAUUAAUAAAUUUGAAUCAUUUAUUGGAAGUGUGAUCGAAGAAAUAAGUGUUGGCCUUGGUCCUUCUGGGGAACUUAGGUAUCCAGCACAUCCUUUUGGUGAUGGUAGAUGGAGAUUUCCUGGGAUUGGUGAAUUCCAGUGUUAUGACAAGUACAUGAUGAGGGACCUGAAGAUUGCUGCAUGCCAGGAAGGAAAGCCUCAGUGGGGAGAUAAGGGGCCGCAGAAUGCUGGUUAUUACAACAGCCUUCCAUCUGGGGCCCCUUUCUUUGAAGAAGGACAGGAAAGCUUUCUUUCUGACUAUGGUCGUUUUUUUCUUGAAUGGUACAGUGGUAGGCUGAUCCGUCAUGCGGAUGCUAUUCUUACGAAGGCUGCAAAUAUGUUGAAGAAAUAUCAAGAAAGCAAGAAAAGUUCUGUUUUAUUAGUGGCCAAAAUUGGUGGAAUAUAUUGGUGGUACCAUACACUAUCACACCCUGCUGAACUUACUGCUGGUUACUACAAUACUGCUCUAAGGGAUGGUUAUGAUCCUGUGGCUUCAAUGUUGUCUCGUCAUGGAGCUGCUUUGCAUAUUUCCUGUUUAGAAAUGAUGGACAAUGAAACCCCGCCAACCUAUCUUUGCAGUCCAGAAAGAUUGCUCCAGCAGAUAUGGACUGUGUCGAAGAAAAGGAUAGUACAUUUGACAGGAAGAAAUACCAAUGAACGGUUUGAUAAGGCUGGAUUAUGGCAAAUACAUGCAAACUGUUAUCAUCCACAGGCAGAAGCAGUAAGAUCAUUUACUUAUUUCAGAAUGAAUGAGAAGAUUUUCAGGGCUGAAAAUUGGAAUAACUUUGUCCCAUUUGUGAGAAAGAUGAGCACAGACAUGUAAAAUAACUUUAAAGCCAUUUAAGCAUUUAACCACUUAACAUUGUGGUGUUACCAAAUUACCAAGAAUAAUCUCCCUGCAUUUUUCCUUAGAGGGUGAAUAUAAAAGCUUCUGUAACUUUCACCAUCAUGAAUAUAGCCAAUAAUUUUUUUUU